GUCAGAUCUUUCAGAGUGCACCAGGCUGGAACAAGCAGAGCUUCUUAGCAACUCUCUUCGUUCGCCCUCCCCAUUCUCGCGCUCUCUUCCUCCCUCAGACAACUCGCCCCCCGCCCUCCGCCCCCUCCACGUAAUUCCGAAAGAGCAGAAGCAAGAGAAGGAGAACAAGAAACAAGCUAGUAGCCGAGAUCCAGAGCCCAGGGAGGGGGGGAAAGGCUUAGAGGACUGAAGGGAAGGAAACGAAAAGGAUGGACAGCUACAAAACGCGGCGAUUGCGGAAAUUUUCCAGCGCCAUUGGCUCGGCAGCGUGAGUCCUUCUGUCGGGCGUGAUUUCAGCACCGGGGGGACUGGACAGCACCUCGGGGGGGACUUCUGGGCAACCCACAGCUACAGCAAGAACUCCAUCAGCAGCCUCAACAACAGAAGCCGCGGAAAGCCCUGCUUUGUAUCAGAGGCAAGGAUGGUCGCUGUUACUUUGUGAUGAGAUCGGGAUGAAUUGUUCGCUUUAAAAAUGCUGCUUUGGAUUCUGUUGCUGGAGACGUCUCUUUGUUUUGCCGCUGGAAACGUUACAGGGGACGUUUGCAAAGAGAAGAUCUGUUCCUGCAAUGAGAUAGAAGGGGACCUACACGUAGACUGUGAAAAAAAGGGCUUUACAAGUCUGCAGCGAUUCACCGCCCCGACUUCCCAGUUUUACCAUCUAUUUCUGCAUGGCAAUUCCCUCACUCGACUUUUCCCUAAUGAGUUUGCUAACUUUUAUAAUGCGGUUAGUUUGCACAUGGAAAACAAUGGCUUGCAUGAAAUCGUUCCUGGGGCUUUUCUGGGGCUGCAGUUGGUGAAAAGGUUGCAUAUCAACAACAACAAGAUCAAAUCUUUUCGAAAGCAGACUUUUCUGGGGCUGGACGAUCUGGAAUACCUUCAGGCUGAUUUCAAUUUAUUACGGGAUAUAGAUCCGGGGGCCUUCCAAGACUUAAACAAGCUGGAGGUACUCAUUUUAAACGACAAUCUCAUCAGUACCCUACCUGCAAACGUGUUCCAGUAUGUGCCCAUCACCCACCUCGACCUCCGGGGAAACAGGCUGAAAACGCUGCCCUAUGAGGAGGUCUUGGAGCAAAUCCCUGGCAUUGCCGAGAUCCUGCUAGAGGAUAACCCGUGGGACUGCACCUGUGAUCUGCUCUCCCUGAAAGAAUGGCUCGAAAACAUUCCCAAAAAUGCCCUGAUCGGCCGAGUGGUUUGCGAAGCCCCCACUAGACUGCAGGGUAAAGACCUCAAUGAAACCACUGAACAGGACUUGUGCCCUUUGAAAAACAGAGUGGAUUCUAGUCUUCCGGCGCCCCCUGCCCAAGAAGAGACCUUCGCUCCUGGCCCCCUGCCAACUCCUUUCAGGACAAAUGGGCAAGAGGAUCAUGCCACCCCAGGGUCUGCUCCAAACGGAGGUACAAAGAUCCCAGGCAACUGGCAGAUCAAAAUCAGACCCACGGCAGCGAUAGCGACCGGCAGUGCCCGAAAGAAACCCCCAGCCAAUGGCUUGCCCUGCCCUGGAGGCUGCAGCUGCGACCACAUCCCAGGGUCGGGUUUAAAGAUGAACUGCAACAACCGGAACGUGAGCAGCUUGGCUGAUUUGAAGCCCAAGCUCUCCAACGUGCAGGAGCUUUUCUUGCGAGAUAACAAAAUCCACAGCAUCCGAAAAUCACACUUUGUGGAUUACAAGAAUCUCAUUCUGUUGGAUCUGGGCAACAAUAACAUUGCCACUGUCGAGAACAAUACUUUUAAGAACCUUUUGGACCUCAGGUGGCUGUAUAUGGAUAGCAACUAUCUGGACACACUGUCCCGGGAGAAAUUCGCCGGGCUGCAAAACCUCGAGUACCUGAACGUGGAGUACAACGCGAUCCAGCUCAUCCUUCCAGGCACCUUCAAUGUCAUGCCUAAACUGAGGAUCCUCAUUCUCAACAACAACUUGCUGAGGUCCCUCCCCGUGGACGUGUUCGCUGGGGUCUCUCUGUCUAAGCUCAGCCUGCAUAAUAAUUACUUCAUGUACCUCCCGGUGGCAGGGGUGCUGGACCAAUUAACUUCCAUCAUCCAGAUAGACCUGCACGGAAACCCUUGGGAGUGCUCUUGCACCAUUGUGCCUUUCAAGCAAUGGGCAGAACGCCUAGGUUCCGAAGUGCUGAUGAGCGACCUCAAGUGUGAGACGCCAGUGAACUUCUUUAGGAAAGAUUUCAUGCUCCUCUCGAAUGACGAGAUCUGCCCCCAGCUGUACGCGAGGAUCUCGCCCACUUUAACUUCACACAAUAAAAACAGCACCGGGUUGGCGGAGACUGGGACGCACUCCAACUCUUACCUAGACACCAGCAGGGUGUCCAUCUCGGUGCUGGUCCCGGGACUGCUGCUGGUGUUUGUCACCUCCGCCUUCACUGUGGUGGGCAUGCUCGUGUUUAUCCUGAGGAAUCGCAAGCGGUCCAAGAGAAGAGACGCCAACUCUUCGGCGUCCGAAAUUAAUUCCCUACAGACAGUCUGUGACUCUUCCUACUGGCACAAUGGGCCUUACAACGCAGAUGGGGCACACAGAGUGUAUGACUGUGGCUCCCACUCGCUCUCAGACUGAGACCCCAGCCCCGGUAGAGCAGGGGAGGGGGAAGGCGAUACUCCCUCACCCCACACCCGGCCGGCGUCCUGAGGGUCAGAAUAGCCCAGAUCCAAGUCCGGUGAGCCCCAGGGCUUGAUGGACAGCAGCAAAUGAGUAACUGUGAACUCGCUCAGCUGAGAGGGUCUGAUUCCUUAGCUGCCUCUGGAAACAAAGGGCGGACUGUGGCUUGGAGGGUGCUGCCAAAUCGCUCUUUGCUGCGAGCCCCCUUUUGACAAAGCCCAGCAGGGGCCCUGCUCGAAGAACUGGCAGAGCGCUGGCCCUCAGCGGAGGCACUGUUGGGGAGGACUGUCGUGAUCCUAUCCAUAUAUCCAUAUACUCACAUCUAUAUAGAGAGAUAGAUAUCUAUUUUUCCCCUGUGGAUUAGCCCCGCGAGGAGUGGGGCGUGAUAGUUCCCUGUUGGCUACGCAGGGAUGGGCAGUUGCACGAAGGCAUGAAUGUAUUGUAAAUAAGUAACUUUGACUUCUGAGAAAAACAAAAAGUGCUGCAUGGCUCGCAUGGAUUCCACGCUCUCCAGGGACGCUGCCCUCCCCCGCGACUGGAGAGAGCGUCAUGUUCACAGCACCCGCCCUCUUACCUGAUAAGUCCCAUCGUAUCAAACUUUCUAUAAACAAAAUACAGUAUAAUCAGAAGUGCCAUUUCGCCAUUAUUUGUGAUCGGUAGGCAGUUCAGAGAGUACGUUUACUGUGAAAAAAAAAAUGUUAAGGUUUUAUUUAAGACAUUUGCAUGACUAAUCAUCAGUCCGUUUUAUGAGUUAAAACUGUAUUUUGUUGAGACGUUUCUAUGGGUUGUUUUGGGUUCGUCCUUUUAUUUUGAUGGUGGUUUGUUUUGUUUUUGUUUUUGUUUUGGCGGGGGGAUAUUUUUCUAUACAUUUCCAAUAAGGCCUUCCAUCUGAAUGUAAAAUAAGUACCCAUGAUUUCUAUUAUAGUAUCGGUGUAAUUAUUUAAAAGAAGAAAAGAUUUGAGGCAGUUAAGCAUGACCAAUUAAUGUCACUCUAGUGCUUAGGCUGCGAUCCUAUGGUAGCAAUUCUGUGCUGGUGUAAAUCUUACUUAAAAAGUAGGAAAAAAAGAACCAAGGAAGCACGUGAAACUUACUAAUUCUAUUCAAGGAUUUUAUAAUGGCAUAUUUUUUCAGUAUUAAAGUGAAAAUGUUUUCAACUCUGGGUCUUUACAUUUUUCCAGCUUCACAUUUGCAACUGCUAAAUUGGAUUUGCGGUGGAAGGGACGGGAGAGGGGGUGGGCGGCGGGGGGUGGGUCCCUUCAAGAGCUACUUUAAGGCUCUUCCUCUAAUCCUAUUGCUUAGCUUUUUACCUUUUACGUAGCUCCCCUCCCCCUCCAUCCCUGCCCGGACUUUUCCAGCUUUCCUUGUGGAUUAAGUAAUGUCUACAGCGCCCUCCCCCCGCCCCUUUCCUUAUGCAGCACCGAAACCCUUUAUUAAUACUGGAAAUCCCUCCUGCUGCUGCUGCUGCCGCCGCCGCUGCUGCUGCUGCACACACUGCAGAUAUACUAAGGAUGUUAGUAAAGAUUUGAUUUAAUUGACUGCCUAGAUCGGUCUCAUUAAGCAGAGUGGAGAUUUCAUUGGUCAGCAUUCUUCAAUGAAAGGCAGCCUUAAUGACUGGCAUUUGAGACGCUGCUGGCGUUUUGAAUUCAACAUCUGCUAAAAACGGUAAAACUAAUUAAUGCCCACUCACCCUCCCCGCCCCAGCAACUGCAUAUUGAAAUUUGUUAAAACACUCAUCUUUAUGGAAAUUAAUCAUUAUCUCAAAGAAGUGUUUCUAUUCCAUAAUUCGGAUUUCUGGUUGUGACCCAAUAAUUAACAAGAAAAAGCACUGAACUAUUUUAAUUUUAUGAGUCAAUGUAACUCUGGCCUCAAUUUAUAUUCCUCUGGGAUUUCUAAGCAGUCUAUUUUAUUAGCAGUUAAGGGACAAAAAAACAAACAAAACUACACAUAUUGAUGGGUUCUGCAUUCCACCACAUAUCCACCAUUGAGAAGUGUUAAAAGACUUCAGACCACAGAUUAGGAAAAAAUAAAUUAGAGGAUUGUAAAUGAGUUAAUGAAAGCCCCAGAGCAGCUGUAAGAAGAUUUGCCUUCUAGAACUCAUAUUCUAGAGAAGUAAUUUCCCAGAACAGUGAUACAGUGAUGUUCUGGAGUAUGUAUUAUUUAUUUUAAAGCUUUUUAAAUAAAAUCUUUAUUAUAAACCAUGA
Messenger RNA from Molossus molossus (Pallas's mastiff bat), 4845 nucleotides. It is a transcript of the gene SLITRK1, whose product is annotated as SLIT and NTRK like family member 1. Gene Ontology annotation, molecular function: protein binding. The transcript has 2 exons. Gene Ontology annotation, cellular component: glutamatergic synapse; GABA-ergic synapse; postsynaptic density membrane. The record is from RefSeq and is a predicted model, not a curated record. Gene Ontology annotation, biological process: axonogenesis; positive regulation of synapse assembly; regulation of presynapse assembly. Bases 512 to 2602 code for a protein of 696 amino acids. Lineage: Eukaryota; Metazoa; Chordata; Mammalia; Chiroptera; Molossidae.